AUGCGAACAUGGCGGAGCGGGGAGGCUGGCGGGAGGCGGGAGGCAGUGGCGCUGGCCUGCGGCGCGUUCGGACCGGCUGUGGGGCGGGGCAGGGCGGAGAGGAGCCGUGCGGCGGGGCGGGGCCGGGUGGCGGGGCCUGGUUUCCUCCCUCAGCGCCAUUUUGUGGCAGCGAGACCCACAAAUAAAGGGGAGCACUGGGGUUGCGGCGGGAGUAGGAGCGCGGCGGGGCCGGCGGCAGAGCUGUCCGGCUGCGCGGUGGCCCGGGGGGCCCGGGCGGCAGGGCAAGCAGCGCGGCCUCGGCCUAUGCGACCGGUGGCGCCGGCGCGGCUUCCGCCUGGAGAGGUAAGUGCGGGCCGGCUGGCGGGAGCGGACGCGGGGGACCUCUGGGGCCUGAGGGGUGGCGCGCAGCCGCCCCAGGCGGGUAAGGGGCGGGCAGGGCCCGAAAGGCCACUCGGGCCUGGUGCGGCACCGGUCUCUCGUUAUCAGCUCUACCUUCCCGCCUGCGGGGAACACUUCCACCGCUUCGAGGCCAUUUUAUCUCCGUCCUCCGUCCCCAAGGCCCGGGGUGAGAGGGGUGGCCCGGGUUGAGAGGGGUGCUGCGGCGGCCGGAGAGACCGGCCACUCACGGAGGCCAGAGGAUGCCCUCCCCGGGCUGAGCGGCGGCCCUCGUUUUUUCCUCGCCUCGGUGUCGCCCCCUCCACCUCCCUUGGGUCUCUCCCGAGGACCUGGCGGCACUAACGAGUUCAGCAAGGAAAAAAAGAAACAUUCGUUCCUUGCAUUACAUGUCACGCAGUAGGAUGUUACUGCAGCUACGUUCUGUUGUAGACUUCCAUUUUUAAGUGAGUACAAGCAUUCUGAGGAAAGAAACUAAAUUAUUUGCAGGUUUUUGUGAAAUCCGAGUCUUACCUUGGAUCCCUGUGAGACAGUUACUAGAUUUUUUCCCACUGUUUUUCAUAAGUCAGUGUACACGUAGUGGAAAAGCCCAAGUUCUUGUUUUGAUAAAGUCACUCGGUUGUUUGAUCCCAAAUGACUAGCUUAACAUUAUCAAGGACUAGCAUAACUGUGAUUAUGUAAA
Molecule: messenger RNA, 1075 nt
Organism: Nomascus leucogenys (northern white-cheeked gibbon)
Lineage: Eukaryota; Metazoa; Chordata; Mammalia; Primates; Hylobatidae
Product: collagen alpha-1(I) chain-like
Exons: 1
Coding region: 1-588 (195 amino acids)
Source: RefSeq, a predicted model, not a curated record